Aspergillus niger is the source of this 717-nucleotide messenger RNA. RefSeq lists its product as uncharacterized. The transcript has 4 exons. The coding region runs from base 1 to 717 and encodes 238 amino acids. Lineage: Eukaryota; Fungi; Ascomycota; Eurotiomycetes; Eurotiales; Aspergillaceae. The record is from RefSeq and is a predicted model, not a curated record.
AUGGAGCAACGAGAUAAGGAAUCACAUAAUGGAGGAAGUGGCAAGGCCCCAGAAACCAAACAAUUCCAGCAUUCGUGGCCUGAGAUCUCUAAACAACAUGAUAACAUUCUGUCGUCGCAUCUGGAAAUGCUGCACCAGGUGAAGAGUCAACUCCACUCACACGGAGAGGAACUGCAAUUGGUGUCCAGCAUGGUUGAUAAGACUAAGAGAUUGAUUGCUCAGUUUGAUAUUCUUAAGAAACGAGUGGUGCCAAAGCUCAAUACAGCAGCUCCAGAGUCGGACACUCGUUCGUCGGAAUCCAUGUCGACGUCAAGCAGUCGAAAGGACCUGAAAAAAGAACAACUUAAACGUCAUGCACACCAAAUGCAUGACUCGGAAGAAGACGGAGGGACAACAGCAGCGGAAGACCACGAUCCCCUAACUGCAAGGUCUUUAGCUGUGCACUCUAGCAAACGAAAGCGUAUCGACGAGUUUAUUCCAGGAGCCGAUGAAGACAUAAGGCGCUUUUCCCCCGUGUCAGUGGAGACCGAGGAUAUCUCAGAAGAAGUACAGCGAAGAUUAAGGAUCAAGGAGGAACAACGCAAAAGGCGUGGCACCUCGAAAGCAGACAAACGCAAGAGGGACAGUCUGACAUCUAACGGAAGUACAUCUUCGGUCAGAACCGCGACGAAACAUCCUAGGAAGAAGGCCAGAGUUGGGACAAAGUGGAAUCGUUAG